Messenger RNA from Psammomys obesus (fat sand rat), 1167 nucleotides. It is a transcript of the gene Hrh4, whose product is annotated as histamine receptor H4. Gene Ontology annotation, biological process: adenylate cyclase-activating adrenergic receptor signaling pathway; inflammatory response; regulation of MAPK cascade. The record is from RefSeq and is a predicted model, not a curated record. The transcript has 3 exons. The coding region runs from base 1 to 1167 and encodes 388 amino acids. Lineage: Eukaryota; Metazoa; Chordata; Mammalia; Rodentia; Muridae. Gene Ontology annotation, molecular function: histamine receptor activity. Gene Ontology annotation, cellular component: membrane.
AUGACGCUGGAUGCUAACAGUACGGGCAGCCUGACGCUGGCUGCUCAGGUGCCCUUGGCAUUUUUAAUGUCCCUCUUUGCCUUUGCUAUAAUGCUAGGCAAUGCUGUGGUCAUUUUAGCCUUCAUGGUGGACAGAAAUCUUAGACAUCGAAGUAAUUAUUUUUUUCUUAAUUUGGCUAUUUCUGACUUCUUCGUGGGUAUGAUCGCCAUUCCUCUGUACAUCCCUCAAACGUUUAACUGGAGUUUUGGAAGUGCAGUCUGCACAUUUUGGCUCGUUACUGACUAUCUCUUGUGUACAGCAUCUGUCUACAAUAUUGUCCUCAUUAGCUACGACCGAUACCAAUCAGUGUCAAACGCUGUGUCUUACAGGGCUCAGCACACGGGCAUUGGGAAGAUUGUUGCUCAACUGGUGGCUGUCUGGAUCCUGGCUUUCUUGGUAAAUGGCCCAAUGAUUCUGGCUUCGGCCUCUUGGAAGAACACAAAGGAAUGUGAGCCUGGCUUUGUUACAAAGUGGUACAUCCUUGCCAUUACCUCCUUCUUGGAAUUCCUGGCCCCUGUCAUCUUGGUGGCCUAUUUCAAUGUGCAAAUUUACUGGAGCCUAUGGAAGCGCGGGAAUCUCAACAGGUGUCCCAGCCACACAGGCUCCUCCUCUGCCUCUUCCAGUGACUCCAGACACUUAGCCAGAACUGGGCUGACUUCCAGGACCUCUCUUCCUGCGCUGAGGGAAUCAGCCUCGUCCCUUCAUACAGGAGGUCCCCUAAGAACAAGCCGUCUCAUGGUGUCCUUAAGGAGUCACACACGUAGCAGUAUCAUGGCCUUCAAAGCAGGCUCCCUCUUCCGGUCAGAAGCCUUAGCUCUUCACCAAAGGGAGAGCCUGGAGCUUCUCAGAGGCAGGAAGUUAGCCAGGUCGCUGGCCAUCCUCCUAAGUGCCUUCGCCAUCUGCUGGGCUCCGUACUGUCUCUUCACAAUCGUUCUUUCAACUUACCCCAGGGGAAAGCGCCCCAAAUCAGUUUGGUACAACAUUGCCUUUUGGCUGCAGUGGUUCAAUUCUUUCAUUAAUCCCUUUUUGUACCCCUUAUGUCACAGACGUUUCCAGAAAGCUUUCUGGAAAAUAUUUCGUGUGAAAAAGAAACCCACAGCAUCACAGACUCAGUCAGUAUCUUCUUGA